AUGGAGCCAUCCACCAGCGCUGAAGCUGCUGCCGCAGCUGCUGUUGGACCCGAUCCACGGCUCGAACUGAUGGGCUCCUUUGUGAUCAAAUCACUCAAAUUAAAACCUGAAAAAUGGACACGCGUCAUAACGGUGGAAGAACACAAAGCCAUAAUAAAGGAAUUUCUAGAUCGUCCCAUACCGAUGGUGCUGGUUAUUAUACUCACACAAGCCGCUCAAUUGGUACCAUCCACUACCUUUCCCCUCUCACAACUGAAAAGCAAGGGUGUGUACUUCAUUAAGAAACAUCCACAGCCUGUGCCACGUGAGGAAUGUGGCAAUUUUAUCAUUUUCGGUGACUUGGCUACACGCACCAUCGAUCAGCUAUCGGCGUUGGUUGAGGAGGUGCUUGUACCAUUGCUCUCCAAUGAUGUCAACUACAAGUCGUGGCCCACAAUGGUUGCACAGGAUGUGCAAAAGCAUGUGCAUAGCUUGAAGAGCACUGUGCAUCAGGUGAAGGGGCAGGUGAGUGGUGAGACCAUACUCGCUAUGCCGGUGGGUGUGGAGUUGAUUGUCAAAUUGGCGGCUAAAUUGAAUGGACCGCGGCGCAUAGCAAUCGAUUUGUAUUUGAAAAGUGCUAUCGAGGGUGUGGUCAUCAAGUGGGCGGAACAAAUACAUGAAGUCAUCAAAGAGAAUCCUUCGAAUGCGUUUCAAAAUAAACAAAACCCAACGCCACAUGUUGAAAUUGCUUUCUGGAAUAAUCGCCUCAAAAAUUUGUCCUUCAUAUUCGAUCAAUUGCGCGGUGAACGAAUACGCGCUAUGGCUUUAGUGCUGGAAUACACCAAUAGUGCAUAUCAUCCAUGCUUUCAGGGCAUAUUCAAGAAUGUGGUAACAGCGCUGGCCGAAGCGAAAGACAUAACGCUCUAUCUUAACCCAUUGAAGCGUCUUAUACAAAUGCUGGAAGAGAUUGAUUUUGCUGAAUGCAAACCGUUACUUAUACCGUUAAUGUAUGUGGUCUGCACGAUGUGGGGUAAUUCACGUUAUUACAGUAACUCUUCGAAGAUAACGGUGUUGCUGAAACAAAUCUGUAAUCUAAUUAUACACCAGGCCAAGCGUUUUCUCGAUCCCUCUUCCAUAUUUCACAGCGAUAUUGACGAAGCUAUGCAACGACUCACACAAUCCAUACAAAUCUUGAAGUUCUUUCGCGAACUUUUCGAUUACUACAAAGAACAUUUGGCUGAAUUCUUUCCCGAGCCGGAGGAGAGACCACCGAUUCUCUGGACUUUUCAUCCCAAUUCCGUUUUCAAUCGCUUUAAUGCCUUUCUGGAGCGUUUAACAACAAUACAAUGGUUUUUCUUUACGGUGAUUGAAUUCUUGAAAUUAGAGAAAGUAGAGAUCGGUGGCCUACGCGGCCGGCAAUUGAGUACACGCAUCACUGCUGUCUAUGUCGAGUUUAAUCAGUACUUUACCGCAUUCGCCUCCAAGUCCUACGAUGUGCUCGAUCCCGACGAUCAUGAAUUUGACGAGGAUUUCAAGGACUUUCAAACACACAUUUUGGAAUUGGAUAUGAAAUUGGCUGCGAUCUUGUGUCAAGCAUUCGAUGACUGUCACAAUUUGGAGAGCAUGUUCAAGCUUAUAAAUAUUGUGGGCAGCGUAAUCGAUCGUCCAAAAAUUAAGGAGCAAUUUACACAGCGAUAUACAGAAAUUGUACAAAUGCUCGAAGUGGAAAUGACCACCUGUGAGGAUAUAUUCUACAAGCAACUGGAUUUACAGCAAGUGAAUAAAAAUUUAUAUCCCGAUUAUAAUUGUCCACCAGUAGCGGCUUUCAUACGUUGGUGCAAUCAACUGGAAGCGCGCAUUAGUACGCCUAUGAAACAUUUUCAAAAACUACAACACGAUAUCACCAAAUCCGAGAUGGCCCUUGAUAUCUAUACACGCUACGAACGCUUGAUGCGCCGUCUGGGCAUACACAAAACGUGUGCUUUCGAAGAAUGGAGUGAAAAGUUGCCAGAGCAAAUCGAAAUGAAUCUAAAAGUUUCGCUCAUAGCACGCGAUCCCAAUAGCAAUUCGUUGAUUUUAAAUUUCAGUCCAGAGCUCUUUAGUAUUCUGCGUGAGGUGCAUUAUUUGAAGCAAAUGGCUGUGGAGGGUAUACCGGAAAUUGCUUUGGAUUUUGCUGAGAAAAAUGAAACGUUCCGCACUUAUACAUUGAAUUUGGAGAAGACUAUAGACUGGUAUAACACUAUACAGGAAAAUAGUUCUCCGGUUGAAUUGCAGCUGAUCGAAUCGGAAAUAAAACAAAUCGAUGACUUGGUGGUGAUUGGUGUCAACGAAUUGGUAUGGAAUUCAGACGAUAUCACCACAUAUCUAAACAACCUUCGUACUCCCGUCGCGGCAUUGCAAAAUCGCAUGCAUCAUACCCAAAGUAAUCUAAAACAAAUCAGUCAACUCAUGUCUGUUUGGGCAAAACAACCGCUCUUUGAGCGUAGAGAUUCUAAAAAGGAUACCGUGCUUUGCAUUGACGAGCGGCCAGACCGCACAGCAAAACGUUAUGCGGAAAUACAAGCCGCCUCUGUAGAGAUACAUAAAUUGCUUGAGGAUAAUAUGUUACAGUUCAAUAUGGUUAAUAGGCAGGAAGAUGAGAUUUGGUUGAACUAUGUGAACUUUGUGGAUAAUAUUGUAUAUGAGAACAUAUUGAAGACGGUAGGUGUGAGCGUGGGCUAUCUAGCAGAAAAUAUGGAUGCCGACAACAAUUGUGCGCCACUUUUCGAAUCUCGCUUGGAAUUAGUCGAGCCGAAUUUAGUAUUUGUGCCUUCGCUUGAUCCCGCAGAUCCGAUGGGUUUUAACAACAUGUUGAUAGAGCUGAUGCGCGACAUAAUGAAAAUGGCUACGCUGAUAAAGCGGUUGAAGAAAAAUGAAAAACGUAAUUAUGGUGAUAUGGUUAAGGAAAACCAGGACAUCAUUGAUAUGCGUCGCGAGAUUUUGAAUGGCGUCGAUCGCGUUAUGGAGGAAGCAUCGCUCUUCUGUCGCCAAUUCGAGCGUUACUCUUACCUUUGGCUCGACGAUCGACAAGAAUGCAUGGAAUAUUUCCUAGAGUAUGGACGCAUAUUAGAUGUGGAGGAAAUUGAUUUGGUGCUGAUGAAAGAACCGGGCGCACCGGAGCCAUGUCCGCCCACCAUCGAGGCUUUCCGCGAACAAAUCGACAACUACGAAUCGCUGUUUAAUGAAAUCGAAGAUAUUGCACCAUUUCAAAUUUUCAAUGCCUGGUUUCAAGUCGAUGUGCGCCCCUUUAGACAAGCGCUGUUGAAUACAGUUUGCAAGUGGGGCAAUAUGUUUAAGGAGCAUCUGGUGAACACCGUCACGAAUAAUCUAAUGGAUUUGAGUGGUUUCAUACGAAAGGCAGACGAAGGUCUGCUGCAGACUGUUAAGGAGGGCGAUUACGCUGGACUCGUCAGCAUUAUGGCUUUUCUGAUGCAGGUUAAGGAGCGCGCUGUUAAGACGGACAACAUGUUCGAACCCAUGCAAGAGACCAUACAGCUGCUGAAAUACUUCGACAUGGACAUACCGGAGGAGGUAAAUGUUCUGCUGCAAGAGCUGCCCGAGCAAUGGGUCAACACGAAGAAGAUUGCGAUGACCGUGAAGCAACAGGUGUCGCCCUUGCAGGCUACCGAAGUGGUGCGCAUACGCAAUAAGGUUGCCGAGUUUGAGACGCACACUCAGCUAUUCCGGGACAUCUUCAAACAUUAUAAAUUCUUCCGAUUUGAUUGUCACCAGCCCUAUUUGCUGAUUGAUCGCAUAAACGAUGACAUACAUCGGCUGGAAUGCGAAAUGCGCGACAUACAGGAGUCGGGUAGUCUGUUCGAGGUUAAUAUACCCGAGUUUAAGGCAUUGAAGCAAUGCCGCAAGGAGUUGCGUAUGUUGAAGCUGAGUGGGGUGCCCCAUUAUGUUAAUAUUUUAAGAACCACUCAGGUGAAAUUUAUUAUGGAUCAUGAAACUACACUCGCCGAACUUUUGGGUCUCAAUCUGCAUGAGUGCGAGGAAGAGGUCAAAAAUAUCGUCGACAAGGCGGUGAAGGAAAUGUCGAUGGAGAAAAUUUUACGUGACUUGCACACCACUUGGUCUACGAUGGAAUUCGAUCAUGAACUGCAUCCACGCACCGGCUGUAAUCUCCUCAAGGCAUCGGAGGAACUCAUAGAGACUCUCGAAGAUAAUCAGGUCUGCUUACAAAAUCUGAUAACAUCGAAGUACAUUGCGCACUUCCUUGAGGAGGUGUCAACAUGGCAGAGCAAACUGAUGGUCGCCGAUCAGGUGAUCACCGUCUGGUUUGAGGUGCAACGCACUUGGACCCAUCUCGAAAGUAUCUUCAUGAGUUCCGAAGACAUACGUAAGCAAUUGCCAGUCGACUCGGAUCGUUUCGAUCGCAUCGACGCUGAAUUUCGCAUACUAAUGGACGAGAUGUCUGUAUCGUCGAAUGUUGUAGCAUCGACAAAUCGACCCGGGUUGAUCGAACGCUUGGAACACCUGCAGAAGGAGCUUACAUUGUGCGAGAAGGCACUGGCAGAGUAUUUGGAAACGAAACGUUUAGCUUUUCCUCGUUUUUACUUUGUAUCAUCGGCCGAUCUGCUCGAUGUGCUGAGCAAUGGCAUUCAGCCAGAUAUGGUCACCAAACAUUUGACCAAGCUGUUUGAUUCUAUAGCACGCUUAAAAUUUAAUCGCGACGAGUCGAACGAAAUCGACACAGCUUCGGGUAUGUAUGCCAAAGAUGGUGAAUAUGUGGAAUUCAAUGAAUUGGCGAGUAUACGCGGACCGGUGGAGGUUUGGCUGAAUCGCAUCCAGGCGGCCAUGCGUGCCUCGCUACGUCAUUACGUUUCCGAAGCUGUGGUCGCGUAUGAGGAAAAGCAACGUGAACAAUGGUUAUUCGACUAUCCUGCACAGGUGUCGCUCUGUGGAUCGCAAAUCUGGUGGUCCACGGAGGUGAACAUUGCCUUCGGUCGUUUGGAGGAAGGUUACGAUAAUGCCAUCAAGGACUACUACAAGAAGCAGAUCUCUCAGUUGAGCUUGCUCAUCACACUAUUACUGGGUGAGCUGACCAAGGGAGAUCGCCAAAAGAUCAUGACUAUUUGCACAAUUGAUGUACAUUCGCGCGAUGUGGUCGCCAAAAUGAUCCAAGCCAAGCUGGAUUCGGGUUCGGCGUUUAUGUGGCAAUCACAAUUGCGACAUCGCUACGACGAAGGUGAAAAGGAUUGCUUUGCAAACAUUUGCGACGCAGAGUUUCAGUAUUCGCAUGAAUAUUUGGGUAACACACCGCGUUUGGUCAUUACACCGCUUACUGAUCGUUGUUACAUUACGCUGACGCAGUCGCUGCAUUUGAUUAUGGGUGGUGGCCCAGCUGGACCAGCAGGUACGGGUAAAACCGAAACCACCAAGGAUUUAGGACGGGCGCUGGGCAUUAUGGUGUACGUCUUCAACUGUUCCGAACAAAUGGACUAUCAGUCGUGUGGUAAUAUUUACAAAGGAUUAGCGCAAACUGGUGCCUGGGGCUGCUUCGAUGAAUUCAACCGCAUCACAGUGGAGGUGCUCUCCGUGGUGGCGGUACAAGUGAAAUCUGUACAAGAUGCGAUACGCGACAAGAAAGAGAAGUUCAAUUUUAUGGGUGAAAUGAUCAGUUGUGUGCCCACGGUGGGUAUAUUCAUUACCAUGAACCCAGGCUAUGCUGGUCGCACAGAGUUGCCGGAAAAUCUGAAAGCACUAUUUAGGCCUUGCGCUAUGGUAGUGCCGGACUUUGAGCUAAUUUGUGAAAUAAUGUUGGUGGCUGAGGGUUUUCAAGAUGCCCGCGUGUUGGCUAGAAAGUUCAUAACACUCUAUACACUAUGCAAGGAGUUGCUCUCCAAGCAGGAUCACUACGACUGGGGACUGAGGGCAAUUAAGUCGGUGCUGGUCGUUGCCGGGUCGUUGAAGCGCGGCGAUCCUGGUCGUCCCGAGGAGGAGGUGCUCAUGCGCGCCUUGCGUGACUUUAAUAUACCCAAAAUCGUCACAGAUGACAUGCCUGUCUUUAUGGGUCUCAUAAGCGAUCUAUUUCCCGCUUUGGAUGUACCACGAAAACGCGAUCAAGAUUUCGAACGUACGGUUAAGCAGGCCGCUUCCGAUUUGCUACUACAACCAGAAGACAAUUUCAUAUUGAAAGUGGUACAGUUGGAGGAGUUGCUAGAAGUGCGCCAUUCCGUUUUUAUUGUCGGCAAUGCCGGUACUGGCAAGACACAAGUGUGGAAAACACUAUUGCGCACCUAUCAGAAUAUCAAAAGAAAACCAAUUUUUAAUGAUUUAAAUCCAAAAGCUGUGACCAACGAUGAACUCUUCGGUAUCAUCAAUCCGGCGACACGUGAAUGGAAGGAUGGCUUGUUUUCUGUGAUAAUGCGAGAUCAAGCAAACAUAACGGGUGAUCAGCCCAAAUGGAUUGUGCUCGAUGGCGAUAUCGAUCCCAUGUGGAUUGAAAGCUUGAAUACCGUUAUGGACGAUAACAAAGUCUUAACUUUGGCCAGUAACGAGCGCAUUGCGCUGACGCCUUCGAUGCGCUUGCUUUUUGAGAUUUCCAAUUUGAGAACAGCCACUCCAGCAACAGUCUCCAGGGCGGGUAUACUCUAUAUAAAUCCGCAAGAUUUGGGUUGGAAUCCUUAUGUCAGCAGUUGGGUGGAAACGCGCAAGAUACCAUCCGAGAAGUCUAACUUAGUCAUGUUAUUCGAUAAAUAUAUUCCAGCCUCACUGGAGACGAUACGCACACGCUUCAAGAAAAUCACGCCUAUCGCCGAAAUGGCACACAUACAAAUGUUAUGUCACUUGUUGGAAUGUUUCUUGACGCCUACGAACACACCAGCCGAUUGUCCAAAAGAAUGGCACGAACUGUAUUUCGUUUUUGCUUGUGUUUGGGCAUUCGGAUCGGCUAUGUUCCAGGAUCAAGCGAUCGACUAUCGAGUCGAAUUCAGCAAAUGGUGGGUAAAUGAGUUCAAAACUGUUAAGUUUCCGCAAGGUGGCACCGUCUUUGACUACUUUCUUGAUACCGAAACCAAAACCUUCCUCCCCUGGACCGAAAAAAUACCAAAAUUCGAAUUAGAGUCCGAUCUACCGCUGCAAGCAGUGUUGGUGCAUACCUCUGAAUCUAUACGCGUACGCUUCUUCCUCGAAUUACUUAUGAAUAUGCGACAUCCCGUCAUGUUGGUUGGUACCGCCGGUUGUGGUAAAACGGUACUCGUCAAUGAAAAACUACAGGCACUCAAUGAGAAUUAUGCGGUCACUACGAUACCCUUCAACUACUACACCACCUCAGAAAUGCUGCAGAAGAUAUUGGAGAAGCCACUGGAGAAGAAAGCGGGCCGCAACUAUGGCCCACCAGGUAAUAAGACGCUCAUCUAUUACAUUGACGACAUGAAUAUGCCGGAAGUGGACUGCUACGGUACGGUACAACCGCACACUAUUAUUCGUCAACAUUUGGACUAUGGACAUUGGUAUGAUCGCAACAAGUUGUCGUUGAAGGAUAUACACAACUGUCAGUAUGUGGCAUGCAUGAAUCCAACAGCUGGUAGUUUUACCGUCAAUCCACGUCUCCAGCGGCAUUUCUGUGUGUUGGCUGUGAGCUUUCCAAGUGGUGAUUCGAUCACAUCGAUCUUUGCAACGAUCUUGUCACAGCAUUUUGCAAAUGCUGAACAAAAGUUUAAUCCGAUAGUGACGCGCAUGACAUCUAACAUUGUUGCCGCAACACUGGCGCUGCAUAACAAAGCUACACAAAUAUUCUUACCAACAGCCAUAAAGUCGCAUUACAUCUUCAAUUUGAGAGACAUUAGCAAUGUGUUUCAAGGCCUCCUAUUUAGCACAGCCGAUUGUUUAACAAGUUCAUCUGAUCUCAUACGGCUAUGGCAACAUGAGACCCAACGUGUUUAUGGUGAUAAGCUGAUUGACGAAAAAGACAUCGAUAGUUUUACCAAGAUGCAGCAUGAUAUUGUGAAGAAGUCUUUCGAGGAGAUUGACGAGUCAGUGAUAUUUGAUAAACCCAAUAUAUACUGUCAUUUCGCUGGAGGAAUUGGUGAACCCAAGUACAUGCCCGUCAUGGGCUGGACUGAGCUUCACAAACUCCUUCAGGAAGCAAUGGCAUCGUACAACGAUCUCGUGGCGGCUAUGAAUUUAGUGCUCUUCGAGGAUGCCAUGAUGCAUGUGUGCAGAAUAAAUCGCAUAUUAGAGUCACCGCGAGGCAGCGCGCUGCUGGUCGGUGUCGGUGGCAGUGGUAAGCAGUCAUUAUCACGCUUAGCCGCUUUCAUAUCCAGCUUGGAAGUGGUACAAAUACAACUCAAAAAGGGUUAUGGCAUUAAUGAUUUGAAGAAUGAAUUUUCCGGUUUGUAUCUGAAAGCCGGUUUAAAGAAUGUCGGCAUAAUGUUCCUCAUGACCGAUGCACAAAUACCCAGCGAGGAUUUUUUGGUGCUCAUCAAUGACAUGCUCUCUACUGGUGAGAUUCCCGAUCUCUUCCCAGAUGAUGAAAUCGAAAACAUUAUCGCAGGCGUGCGAAACGAAGUGAAAGGCGCUGGAAUGGUAGACUCACGCGAGAAUUGUUGGAAAUUCUUUAUAGAUCGCGUACGCAAGCAAUUGAAGAUUGUGCUUUGUUUUUCGCCCGUUGGCUCGACGUUGCGCGUGCGUUCACGUAAAUUUCCCGCAAUCAUAAAUGCCACGUCCAUCAAUUGGUUCCAUGAAUGGCCACAAGAAGCGCUUAUUUCGGUGGCAAUGAACUUUUUGUCCCUGAAUAAAGUCUUACCCGAGACUCAUCGUGACUCCGUGGCUAAAUUUAUGGCUUAUGUGCACACCUCAGUAAAUGCCACCUCGAAAGUGUACCUACAAACCGAGCGUCGCUACAAUUACACGACACCGAAGAGCUAUCUGGAGCAGAUUAGUCUCUACUUGAAAUUAUUGAAUCACAAACACGACGACUUACAAAGUAAGAUCGUACGCUUGGAGAAUGGUUUGGAGAAGUUGCGUUCCACGGCUGUGCAAGUGGCAGAUUUAAAAGUGAAGUUAGCUGUACAAGAAGUAGAAUUGAAGGAGAAAAAUGAAGCUGCCGACGCGCUCAUCGAAAUCGUUGGCAUCGAAACGGAAAAGGUGCAAACCGAGAAGGCGGUUGCCGAUGAGGAGGAGAUGAAGGUGGCGCUUAUAGCCGACGAGGUUAGCAAAAAACAGAAAGACUGUGAAGAGGAUUUGCUGAAAGCAGAGCCUGCUUUGACUGCAGCGCAGGAAGCGCUCAACACCCUAAACAAGGCAAAUUUAACCGAGCUCAAGUCGUUCGGCUCACCACCCGGCGCCGUGACUAAUGUAACCGCAGCGGUCAUGGUGCUGCUAGCACCUGGUGGCAAACUACCCAAGGAUCGUUCAUGGAAAGCGGCUAAAAUAUCGAUGGCCAAGGUUGAUGCAUUCCUUGACGCUCUCAUCAAUUACGACAAAGAAAAUAUCCAUCCGGAAAUUAUAAAAGCCAUACAACCGUAUUUAAAAGAUCCCGAAUUCGAGCCGGAAUUCGUACGCUCCAAGUCGGGCGCUGCAGCGGGUCUCUGCGCUUGGGUCAUAAACAUUAUCAAAUUCUACGAGGUAUACUGCGAUGUAGAGCCCAAACGUAAGGCACUGGCAGCAGCGAAUGCUGAGUUGGCUGCAGCUCAGGAGAAGUUAUCGGGCAUUAAGCGAAAAGUUGCGAACCUCGAGGAACAACUGGCAAAACUAACAGCUGACUUCGAACAGGCCACUGCUGAUAAGUUACGCUGUCAACAGGAAGCUGAUGCAACGCAAGCCACAAUUGCGCUCGCCAAUCGGCUGGUUAAUGGGUUAGCUAGCGAGAAUGUGCGCUGGGCCGAAGCGGUGAAUAGCUUUGUGAAACAAGGCAUUACCUUGCCCGGCGACAUUCUGCUCAUUACCGCCUUCAUCUCAUAUGUGGGCUGCUUUACCAAACAGUUUCGCAUUGAUCUAUUGCAAAAGAUGUGGACACCAUUUUUGAAAAGCAUCGAUCCACCCAUACCAACUACUGAGAAUUUAGAUCCACUCUCAUUGCUAACAGACGAUACUACAAUUGCCAUAUGGACCAAUGAGGGUUUGCCAAGCGACCGUAUGUCCAUUGAGAAUGCUACGAUCCUGUCGAAUUCGGAUCGUUGGCCGCUAAUGAUCGAUCCACAGCUUCAAGGCGUCAAGUGGAUUAAACAAAAAUAUGGUGAAGAAUUAAAAGUGAUACGUUUGGGUCAACGCAGCUACUUGGAUAUUAUAGAAUUAGCUAUAACUAAGGGGUGCAUAGUGCUUAUCGAAAAUAUAGAUGAGAACUUGGAUCCAGUGCUGGAUUCACUGCUUGGCAGAAAUCUAAUAAAGAAGGGCAAGGCCAUCAAAAUUGGUGAUAAGGAAAUCGAGUAUAACUCAAACUUCCGCUUAAUAUUGCACACAAAAUUAGCAAACCCCCAUUACAAGCCAGAAAUGCAGGCUCAAAGUACUUUGAUUAACUUUACCGUCACACGCGAUGGUCUGGAGGAUCAAUUGUUGGCCGAAGUUGUGAAGGCAGAACGUCCUGAUCUGGAAGAACUUAAAGCCGAAUUAACAAAGCAACAAAAUGAUUUCAAAAUUAUGCUGAAAAAACUUGAAGAUGAUCUGCUUUCAAGAUUAUCUUCAGCAGGUGAAAAUAUUUUGGGUGAUACAGCGCUCGUGGAAAAUUUAGAAACCACUAAGAGUACAGCAUCUGAAAUUGAGCAGAAGGUAGCUGAAGCUAAGAUAACUUCAAAGGAAAUCGAUAAGGCUCGCGAAUAUUAUCGUCCAGCAGCGGCUAGAGCAAGUUUACUCUACUUCAUACUAAACGAACUGAAUACAAUUAAUCCAAUUUAUCAAUUCUCGCUUAAGGCUUUUAGUGUAGUUUUCCAAAAGGCCAUUGCACGCGCCGAUCCCGGCGAAACUUUAGAUGCACGUGUUUCUAAUCUAAUCGAUUGUAUAAGUUAUUCCGUAUUUCAAUACACUUCGAGAGGUCUAUUCGAAUGCGAUAAGCUCAUAUUCGCAUCGCAAAUGGCUUUUCAGAUACUUUUGAUGAACGAGGAGAUUACAUCUACGGAACUGGACUUUUUACUCCGCUUCCCGAUUAAACCGCACGUCACAAGUCCCGUGGACUUUCUAUCUAACCAAUCGUGGGGCGGAAUAUGCAGUCUAGCGUCUAAAGAUGAAUUCCGUAACCUCGAUCGUGAUAUAGAAACUUCGUCGAAACGCUGGAAGAAGCUGGUGGAGUCCGAGGCGCCUGAAAAGGAGAAAUUCCCGCAGGAAUGGAAGAACAAGACGGCGCUGCAGCGACUCUGCAUGAUACGUGCACUCAGACCGGAUCGCAUGACCUAUGCGCUGGCCGAUUUCAUAGCUGAAAAACUUGGCAACAAAUAUGUGGAGAGUCGCGCAAUGGAAUUCUCCAAGUCCUUUGAGGAGACCAGUCCUUCUACACCCAUAUUCUUUAUAUUAUCGCCGGGUGUAAACCCGUUGAAGGACGUUGAGGCGCUUGGCAAGCUAAUGGGUUUCACCAUGGAUCUGGGUAAUUUUCACAACGUUUCGCUGGGUCAGGGUCAAGAGGUUAUUGCCGAGGCUGCUAUGGAUACGGCAGCCAAAAAUGGUCACUGGGUUGUAUUACAAAAUAUACAUUUGGUGCGUAAAUGGUUGCCAGUAUUGGAAAAGAAAUUGGAAUUCUAUGCAGAAGGAUCGCAUCCAGAUUAUCGCAUGUUCUUAAGUGCCGAACCGGCUUCGUCACCCUCAGCGCACAUUAUACCACAGGGCAUACUAGAGUCCUCCAUUAAAAUCACCAAUGAACCGCCGACAGGAAUGUUGGCCAAUCUGCACAAAGCACUUGACAACUUCACACAGGAAACACUGGAAAUGUCUGGCAAAGAGGCCGAAUUUAAGGCCAUACUCUUUUCACUCUGCUACUUCCAUGCCGUCGUAGCUGAGCGGCGCAAAUUCGGACCACAAGGCUGGAACAAGAUCUAUCCAUUCAAUGUUGGCGACUUAAACAUCAGCGUUUCGGUGUUGUAUAACUAUCUCGAGGCUAAUGCUAAAGUGCCUUGGGAAGAUCUGCGUUAUCUAUUCGGUGAGAUCAUGUACGGCGGCCACAUAACCGACGACUGGGAUCGUCGUUUGUGUAUCACCUAUCUGGAGGAGUACAUGCAACCAGAUCUAGUAGAUGGUGAGCUCUUUUUGGCGCCCGCUUUUGCAGCACCACCAAAUACCGAUUACGCCGGCUAUCACACCUAUGUCGAUGAAAUGAUGCCAGCCGAAUCACCCUACCUGUAUGGCCUACAUCCGAAUGCGGAAAUCGGCUUCCUAACCACGCGCGCUGAGAACAUUUUCCGCACGGUAUUUGAAAUGCAACCACGUGAUGCAGGCGCAAGUGGUGGUGCCACUGUCACCCGAGAGGACAAGGUGAAGCAAAUUGUCGAUGAAAUAAUGGAGAAGUUACCCGAAGAAUUCAAUAUGGUAGAGAUUAUGAACAAGGUGGAGGAACGCACACCCUAUGUGAUUGUGGCAUUUCAGGAGUGCGAGCGCAUGAAUUAUCUGACAAGCGAGAUGAAGCGCAGCUUGAAGGAAUUGGAUUUGGGUUUGAAGGGUGAGCUCACCAUCACCUCCGACAUGGAAGUAUUAGAGAAUUCGCUCUUCUUGGAUCAAGUGCCACCAGUGUGGACGCAGCGCGCAUAUCCAUCACUACUGGGCUUGAAUUCAUGGUUCAUUGAUCUGUGUUUGCGGUUACGUGAAUUGGAAACAUGGUCCACUGAUUUUGUGCUUCCUUCCUGUGUUUGGCUGGCCGGGUUUUUCAAUCCACAAUCGUUGCUCACCGCAAUUAUGCAGAGCACUGCACGCCGCAACGAAUUGCCGUUGGAUAAAAUGUGCCUGCAAUGUGAUGUGACCAAAAAGCAAAAGGAGGAUUUCACCACGGCACCACGCGAAGGCGCUUACGUUCAUGGUAUAUUUAUGGAAGGCGCCAGAUGGGAUAUACAGCAGGGAAUUAUCAUGGAAUCGCGACUGAAAGAGCUCUAUCCUCCAUUGCCAGUCAUCAAUAUACGGGCCAUUACACAGGAUAAACAAGAUUUGCGCAACAUGUACGAAUGCCCUUUGUAUAAGACGCGCACGCGCGGUCCCACUUAUGUUUGGACCUUUAACCUAAAAACCAAGGAUAAGCCUGGCAAAUGGACACUAGCUGGCGUUGCUUUACUGCUACAAACAUGAAUUAUUUUAUCUUAAACUAAACCAUUAUGAAAGUAGCGAAAA
Rhagoletis pomonella (apple maggot) is the source of this 13263-nucleotide messenger RNA. It is a transcript of the gene Dhc93AB, whose product is annotated as dynein beta chain, ciliary. The record is from RefSeq and is a predicted model, not a curated record. The coding region runs from base 1 to 13221 and encodes 4406 amino acids. Gene Ontology annotation, biological process: microtubule-based movement. The transcript is spliced from 30 exons. Gene Ontology annotation, molecular function: minus-end-directed microtubule motor activity; dynein light intermediate chain binding; ATP binding. Lineage: Eukaryota; Metazoa; Arthropoda; Insecta; Diptera; Tephritidae. Gene Ontology annotation, cellular component: dynein complex.